GACCAUAUAAUCUUCCUUUCCUUCAGAGGGAGCGGCGAAAUCUCCUUUUCAUUUUCCAGCUGCUGUAGCUUAUCCGCUCGCAGCCAUCGUCUCCCUCUCCGACUCCCUAACCUAAAACACCAUCCCAUUCGCCUCUUGCCCUUUCCACGACUAGGCGAAGCAUUUGAAGUUGUUGGGGAGGAGAAAUGGCUGCUUCUUCUGGUAUUGGCGUUACUUCUUCUAUGUUCCAUGCACCAUCUAUCGAGCUCGCUACCAGAAGGGCAACAACUCCCACUAUCACAUCCUCUUGCCUCUUCCCCCUUACAAUUCCGGAUAAGCCUUGCUUCCUCACUUCUUCUAUAUCCAGCGGUCGUGGAAGUGGAGUUGGGAGACUUACACUUCUUAUGGUGGAGGGAGGUUCCCGCAGGCACACUACGGUUCCUUCCGCCAUUGCUUCUCCCAAUAAUUCCCUUCUCAGUGAGCAGGCCUUCAAGGGCCUUGGUGGCAUCUCCGAUUUCGAUGGUGUCGAUAGUGAUGAAGAUGACUUGCCGGAUGACACAGUCCUUGCAGCUGAUGAUACUGACGAGCUUGCGCUUACCAAGCUGGGUUUGCCUGCGCGUCUGGUUGACGCUCUGGAGAAGCGUGGAAUUACUCACCUUUUCCCUGUUCAGAGAGCUGUUCUGGUUCCGGCUCUAGAAGGUCGAGAUAUCAUUGCUCGUGCUAAGACCGGGACUGGGAAGACUUUGGCAUUCGGCAUUCCAAUAAUUAAGCUCCUCACUGAAGACACUGAACUAAGAGGCCAACAACGGCGAACUGGCCGGCUUCCACGAGUUUUGGUCUUAGCACCUACACGAGAGUUAGCAAAGCAAGUAGAGAAAGAAAUUAAAGAGUCUGCACCUUACCUUAGCACUGUGUGUGUUUAUGGAGGUGUUUCAUAUGUGACACAACAAAGUGCUCUUACCCGUGGAGUAGAUGUUGUGGUUGGGACUCCAGGUCGAAUCAUUGAUCUCAUUAAAGGAAACAGCCUGAAACUGGGGGAGGUUCAGUACUUGGUUCUUGAUGAAGCUGAUCAAAUGCUUUCGUUUGGAUUUGAGGAGGAUGUGGAGUUGAUCUUGGAAAACCUUCCAACAAAGCGGCAGAGCAUGCUUUUCUCUGCAACUAUGCCAAUUUGGGUCAAGAAAUUGGCCAGGAAAUAUCUGGAUGAUCCUUUGCAAAUUGAUCUGGUUGGUGAUCAGGAAGAAAAGCUUGCUGAAGGAAUCAAGCUUUAUGCCAUAUCUACUACCUCCACUUCAAAACGCAGCAUGCUCAGUGAUCUUGUAACUGUUUAUGCAAAAGGAGGGAAAACUAUAGUCUUCACUCAAACUAAGAGAGACGCCGAUGAAGUCUCCAUUUCAUUGUCAAAUAGCAUAGCUUCGGAGGCUCUGCACGGAGAUAUAUCCCAGCAUCAAAGGGAGAGAACAUUGAAUGGUUUCCGUCAAGGCAAAUUCACCGUGCUUGUAGCUACAGAUGUUGCUUCUCGUGGGCUUGACAUUCCGAAUGUCGAUCUGGUUAUUCACUAUGAGCUUCCAAAUGAUUCGGAGACUUUUGUGCAUCGUUCUGGUCGUACUGGGCGUGCAGGGAAGCUAGGAACUACCAUUUUGCUGUUCUCCAACAGUCAAAGGAGAUCCGUUAGAUCUAUCGAGCGUGAUGUUGGAUGCAGGUUUGAGUUUGUUGGCUCACCAGGGAUUCAAGAGGUUCUAGAAUCAUCAGCAGAGCAUGUGGUUGCUACUCUACGUGGAGUUCAUCCCGAAUCUGCAGAAUGUUUUAUGCAAACUGCCGAAAAACUGUUAGAAGAACAAGGAACAAAGGCCCUUGCUUCGGCUCUGGCACAUUUGAGUGGUUUCACGCAGCCUCCGUCAUCUAGAUCUCUUAUUAACCACGAGAAGGGCUCUGUGACAUUGCAAUUGACUAGGGAUCCGAAUUAUGCUAGAGGGUUCCUUUCACCUAGGUCGGUGACUGGUUUCCUCUCAGAUGUAUAUCCUACAGCAGCAGAUGAAGUUGGAAAAAUAUAUGUAAUUGCCGAUGAAAAGGUUCAAGGAGCAGUGUUUGAUCUGCCCGAGGAGAUAGCAAAAGAGUUGCUGAAAAUGCAAUUGCCUCCUGGAAACGUUAUUUCCAAGAUCACCAAGUUGCCUGCGUUGCAAGAUGAUGGACCAGUUGGAGAUAAUUAUGGCCGGUUUUCUAGCAGGGAUCGCUCCACUAGGGGGGGUUCGAGAGGCCAGAGGAGCUUUAGACCCCCGCAGCGUGGUGCUGGUCGAGAUUUCGAUGAUGAUGAUUUUGGUAGGCGUGGCGGUCGAAGCCAAUCGAGGAGCAGUGGCAGCAGUUGGGGGAUGGGUGGAAGGAGGUCGAGCUCGGAAUCAUCAAAUAGAGACAGUGGCAGCAGUUGGGGGAUGGGUGGAAGGAGGUCGAGCUCGGAAUCAUCAAAUAGAGACAGGUACGUCUACACAUGAUAGCAUAGAUUAUUACCUUCUACGUUUUCGGCAGAAGAGUAUGCAUAGUUGAUAUCACCAAUUGCAUUAGCCUUUGCGAUAUAUGCUUUUCUAAUUUACUUGUUAAUUGUGAAUCACACCAAACAACGUCAAAUGGUACUCAAACAACUGUGGACUACUUUAGAGGAACUGAAUGGUUGUUCUUUCCCAUGGCUGUGAGGGUACUUUGUUGGUGAAGUGUAGGAGUUGAGAUAGUUUAGUAACAUUGUGUUUUUGACAAAUAUUAAUUGACUUCUUUAUUUGGGUUUUGCUGGUAAUCUUGCCGGCUUUGUUUCGUGCACAAUUUGAUCAAUUAUGUGUAUUGACAAUUACUGUAAAAUGUCUUGUAUUCCAGAUCGUUCGGAGGUUCAUGUUUCAGCUGUGGGCAAUCUGGACAUAGAGCUUCGGAGUGCCCCAGCAGGGGAGGGUAUUAGAAGUAUAUACGACCAGGUGCUUCGGCCAUGCGAACAACAACGAAGUGGCAGCUGAUGGGAAAUCUUGGUUGUCUCGGCCGUAUAUGGAAUAUUUAUGGCACGAUGUGGUUCACUACAGGAAUGAAUACUGGAUACCUGGGACCGAAUAGGCUUGUAGCUUAUGUUUUCUAGAAUCUAGAUAUAGGUUGGGAAUGGCUCUAAAAGAUGGGGGGAAACGAGAGUUCAAUAGAAUGUAUCGCCAUUUUCGUUUCACCAUAUCCGGGUAUGUAAAAUGUACUAUUUAUUGACUAGCAGUACGAAACAGGCAAUGUGCGAUCAGCCCCCCAAAUUGCAUGUUAUUAGUGCAUUAUUUUCUCUGGUCCAUAAGUUGCCCUGGAUAUCAGUGCUAUCAUUUUCCACCUAGCAUUCUGUUGAUUCAGUAAACAAAACAAGGCAGGGCCUCCGUCUCAGUUAUCCCUAAGAUUGGAUACAGUUUUGGUCUUCGAUGUGUGACAGUUUGAUCUUAUGCUGCUCAAAUCGUCUCGGCAUAAGUUGCUCGUACAACAGGAUGGAUUUCGAUUAGGUUCAUAAGUAGACGAGGUUGACCAUUGCUGAAGCUCAGCUGCAAUGCAUUUGCGAUAUGCAAGGGUGGAAGCUUCAUGUGUGGCUUGGUGCUAUUGCAUUAUUAGGUCGAUGGGGCCUGUUAUCGCCGCAGCAUAUUGGAAGCUCAAAACAAAUACUAAAAAGGGGU
This is a messenger RNA of Linum trigynum, 3647 nucleotides long. The record is from the annotation of a GenBank genome assembly. NCBI's taxonomy places the organism in Eukaryota, Viridiplantae, Streptophyta, Magnoliopsida, Malpighiales, Linaceae.